Molecule: messenger RNA, 1702 nt
Organism: Diabrotica balteata
Lineage: Eukaryota; Metazoa; Arthropoda; Insecta; Coleoptera; Chrysomelidae
Source: the annotation of a GenBank genome assembly
CUACGUUCAUAUUAUAUUUAAACCUUUAUCAGUUUUCUAGUUAUCAGUUAGUAGCAUCAGUCUUGCAUCCGAUUUGUGCAACACUUUGUGUACCUAUAGCAAUCCCAAGCUGAUUCGCAGCUAACGUUGACAAGAAAAUGAGGGCACACUUAUUUCUGAUUCUUCUAUUAAAAAUAAUAAGCAAUGUGAGCGGUUAUGAAAUUUUAGUAGUUUUCCCGAGUCCAGUUCCAAGCCAUUAUAUCUUAGGAAAUGCAUUAGCGAAAGGUUUAGCCAAUGCCGGACAUAGUGUUACUAUGGUGAGCGCAUUUGAAGAGAAAGAUCCACCAAAGAACGGUAGCUACAAAGAUGUAGUCCUAACUGGAAUUAUUGACAUGAUGAAAGAUUUGAAUGUACCUCAAUGGAUGGAGUUUGGAGAAAUGAACCCAAUAGAAAUAAUUUAUCGUACUUUCACUCCUGGAAAUGCCAUUACUAAUUUUACAUUGAGACACCCAAAUUUUCAGAAAUUACUAAACUCCGGUAAAACCUUCGACGUCAUAAUUUUGGAACAGUUUGUAAAUGAUGCCCUUAAAGCCUUAGGUUGUCAUUUCAAUGCUCCUGUUAUACCUCUAAGCACAUGUACACCCAGCAUGUGGGUAAACUUACCGUCUGGUAAUCCAGAAGUGCCGUCGUAUGUGCCAGACCUUUAUCAAGAUUUCCCUACAAGAAUGAAUAUUUGGCAAAGAGGAAUGAAUAGCUUAUUUAUAGUUGCAAGACGAAUUAUGAAUGAUUUCAUAUUUUUACCGGUACAGGAGGAGUUCGUGAAUCAACACUUUCCUCAUUGUGCGAAAGGUAGGGAUUUUUUAUACAACGUCUCACUCACACUAGUUAACCAUCACGAAUCUAUUAAUGACCCAAGACCUUUGGUACCAAGUAUGAUAGCGAUUGGAGGUUUUCAUAUUACUCCCCCGAAAAAGUUACCUAAGGAACUGCAGAUAUUCCUGGAUGAAGCCAAAGAGGGAGUUAUAUAUUUCAGUGUGGGUAGCAAUGUUAUGCCUUCGUCUCUCGGUAAUGCCACCGUAGAAGCCAUCAUAAACGCUUUAAAGAAAAGGAAGGAAAAAGUACUUUGGAAAUGGGACGACAGUGUGUUUUCAAGUAAACCUGCCAACUUUAAAGUCGGGAAGUGGUUUUCUCAACAAGACGUCUUGGCUCAUCCAAACGUAAAACUGUUUAUUACACAUGGUGGUCUAUUGAGUCUUCAAGAAGCCGUGUACAAUGCAGUUCCGGUUUUAGUUUUACCCAUUUUUGCGGAUCAGUUUAGAAAUGGAAUUUUAGUAGAAGAAAAUGGAUUGGGCUUAGAUCUACCAAUUCGAACAGUUACUGAACCAGCGUUGGUUGAUAAAAUCGAUAGGAUACUAAGUGAUUCAAAAUAUAAAGCAAAUAUGCAAAAACGAUCUAAGCUAUUCAGAAGCCGACCUGUUAAUCCGUUGGAUUUAGCCAUUUACUGGGUGGAAUACAUAGCCGAAAACAAAGGAGCGCCGCAUUUGAAGGUGCAAUAUUUAAACAUUGAAUGGUACAAAAUCUUGUUAUUAGACGUGAUAGCGUUAUUUAGUACAAUUGCACUAAUUGCAGCUGCAAUUGGUUUUUUUAUUUUAAGAAAAUUUCUAAAAAUGUUGUUAGGAAGUAAAGAAAAAGUUAAAAAACAAUAAAAAUAUAGUUAAAAAAU